Daphnia carinata is the source of this 656-nucleotide messenger RNA. RefSeq lists its product as uncharacterized. Lineage: Eukaryota; Metazoa; Arthropoda; Branchiopoda; Diplostraca; Daphniidae. The transcript is spliced from 3 exons. The coding region runs from base 28 to 456 and encodes 142 amino acids. The record is from RefSeq and is a predicted model, not a curated record.
CGUAAGAUUAAACUACUCCAAUUUAACAUGGAUGCAGCUCGAAGAAUGUCGUGUCUACGUAAAGCCUGUCACGAGGUCACUACAGCCGUCGUCUGCAGUCUCAUCAUGGCGGAAACACAUGUCGGCCCUAAAGAAAAAGUUUUACUUCAGACAUUGUACUUUUACACCGAGAUUGGAGAGAAUCACAUCCAUAAUAAGUUUAACGAAUGUGAUCCUGAUAUAUUUCAUACAGCUCCACAAUCCACUGGGACAAAAAUAUAUCCAACUAUGUGGAAGACGAGAACUCCCCAUCAGUGUGUGGGUACAGCUGUUGAACAAGCUGAACCAUAUCAUGUGAUUCCUAUACACAUACCAUAUUCACAAAGGCAUGUUAAGAUAUUCAUACAUUGUCUGUAUGCACAACUGGUACCCAGCAACUACUUCCACCAAAUGCUGAGAAAAUCUGCAAAGUUAUGAUGAAGAGAAGUCAACCAAAUUGCAGUUCACAAUCUUGUGGGAUUACAUGAAAUAGGAAGAAGAUGUUGAUCACAAGAGGAUGUCUACAAGAAACAAUUGAUAUUCAUGGAAUUUUUGGUACAAAGGGUUUCGGACGUUGCUACUGCGCAUGCCUAUCCGAGGUAACUGGAGCAACUCCAAUAAACAUGUUCCCCUAUAAA